AUGGCAAACAUCCUACAAUGGUUUCCUCAUACAACUGCUCCAUUCAUUGCUAAUGCACCGAUGUUUGGAUUUGCCGAUGUCGGCCUAGCAACUGCUGUCACAAAGGCCGGAGGAUUCGGAUUCAUUGGCGGAGGCUUUGAUUUCCGAUCUGAAUCUACUCAGCUUCAGAGCCUCGAUACUCAAUUGGCAAAGAGCCGUUCUACCCUUGGUUUGAUCGAUGAUCAACCAUUACCGCUUGGUGUCGGUUUCAUUACUUUUCGGCCAGAUGGAUUUAUUGACAAUGCCAUUCCCAUACUUCAGAAGCAUCGGGUAGCGGCAGUCUGGCUAUCCUUCCCUCGGGCUGACACUGAUCAUCUUCCGAUCAUACAAGCCAUUCGGACCGCCCAGGAGGGUUCUGACUGGAAUAUCAGGAUAUUUGUCCAGGUAGGAACUAUCAAAGCUGCAGAGGAAGCGCUUCAGCAGGGGGUGGAUGUUCUGGUGAUCCAAGGAACCGAUGCAGGAGGGCAUCAGUGGGCCCAAGGUGCUAGUUUGAUAUCCCUCUUGCCUGAGGUGCGAGAUCUUCUGUCAAACGCUCAGAAUACAACAACUGCUAUCCUGGCAGCUGGUGGAAUUGUGGAUGAGAGGGGCUGUGUUGCUGCUCUCGGUCUAGGUGCCGAUGGUAUUGUCAUGGGUACAAGAUUUGUGGCAACGUUGGAAUGUCCUGCGCCGUCUGAGAUUAAACAGACCAUUUUAUUGAUGAGUGAUGGCGGAGUCUCGACCAUCAAGUCCAUCCGACACGACGUAUUCCAAUCAACCGAUUUCUUUCCUAGGCAGUACGAUGGCAGGGCUAUUAUCGGUGUUAAUUACGAGGAUUCUCGGAAGGGAAUCAGUGACGAGGAAAUCAUCCGACGAUACAAUGAGGCUAAGGAGGCUGGUGAACAUCAACGGAGGACUGUAUGGGCAGGUGCGAGUAUUGGAAGUAUCAAUGAGGUAGUCUCUGUUGAACAUGUUGUACAGUCUACUCAAAAGGGAGUGAGGGUGGUAUUGGAGCGAUUGAAGGGCGGGCUUUAG
Molecule: messenger RNA, 1050 nt
Organism: Penicillium griseofulvum
Lineage: Eukaryota; Fungi; Ascomycota; Eurotiomycetes; Eurotiales; Aspergillaceae
Product: nitronate monooxygenase
Exons: 5
Coding region: 1-1050 (349 amino acids)
Molecular function (GO): nitronate monooxygenase activity
Source: RefSeq, a predicted model, not a curated record